AUGUGUUUUGAGAAUGAGACACAGGUCACUCAGAUACGUCUCCUUGGGUUCCGGAGUCUACACAAGUACAGGACUCUUCUCUUCAUUGUGUUUCUCCUGACUUAUAUAUUUAUACUGGGAGGAAACCUUCUUAUUAUCCUUUUAGUCUCUGUUAUUGAUCACCUCAAAACCCCAAUGUAUUUCUUCCUAAAACACUUAUCCAUAGCCGACGUCUUACUGACCACCAGUAUCGUCCCUGUGAUGUUGUACAUAUUAAUUGUUGAGGAGGGUAUUUUGCCCUUUUGGGGCUGUAGCAUACAGUUGUUCUUAUUUGGUAUAUUUGGAUUUGUUCAAUGUUUCCUCGUUGCCGUCAUGUCCUAUGAUCGAUAUUUGGCCAUUUGCCACCCAUUACGUUAUUCUUCAUUGAUGAGUCCAGAUAUUAUCCUCCAGCUUGUUUUCUGGUCAUGGGUUUUAGUCAUUGUCUUAAUAUCCAGUGAGUUCCUUGUUGUUGUCCAGUUUAGAUUCUGUGGCUUGGACUACAUUGACCACUUCUUCUGUGACUUUGGUCCCAUAGUGGAAAUAGCCACUUCAGACACCUCCAUUUUGAUGUUGCAAGACUUUGUUAUUUCCAGCUUCAUAAUGUUUUUCCCAUUUACUUUCAUCAUUAUGACUUAUAUUAGAAUUUUAUUCACCAUACUCAAAAUUUCUUCCACUCGUGGUAGAAGAAAAGCCUUCUCCACGUGUAGCUCCCACCUGAUCACAGUUUGCACAUAUUAUGGGACCCUCAUCACAGUUUACAUGACUCCAUCUGAUGAGAACACAUCUUAUAUCAACAAAUACAGAUCUCUGUUGUACCUCGUGGUGACACCAUUGAUGAAUCCCAUCAUCUACAGCCUGAGGAACCAGGAGAUCAAGAGAGCUGUGCGAAAACUAAUUAUUAAUAUCCUUCAAAAUGAAUGUAAAGGAUGA
Messenger RNA from Hyla sarda, 948 nucleotides. RefSeq names its product olfactory receptor 510-like. Gene Ontology annotation, molecular function: olfactory receptor activity; G protein-coupled receptor activity. Gene Ontology annotation, cellular component: membrane. NCBI's taxonomy places the organism in Eukaryota, Metazoa, Chordata, Amphibia, Anura, Hylidae. The transcript has a single exon. The record is from RefSeq and is a predicted model, not a curated record. Gene Ontology annotation, biological process: G protein-coupled receptor signaling pathway. Bases 1 to 948 code for a protein of 315 amino acids.